Molecule: messenger RNA, 2513 nt
Organism: Zonotrichia leucophrys gambelii
Lineage: Eukaryota; Metazoa; Chordata; Aves; Passeriformes; Passerellidae
Gene: HMX3
Product: H6 family homeobox 3
Exons: 2
Coding region: 98-1021 (307 amino acids)
Biological process (GO): regulation of transcription by RNA polymerase II
Cellular component (GO): nucleus
Molecular function (GO): DNA-binding transcription factor activity, RNA polymerase II-specific; RNA polymerase II transcription regulatory region sequence-specific DNA binding
Source: RefSeq, a predicted model, not a curated record
GCCGCGCCUGUCCCCCGCGCCGCCGGGAGCCGCCACCUGCGCGCCGGGCGCGGGCUGCGGGGCCAGCGGCGGGCAGGAGCCGGGCGGGCAGCGGAGGAUGCCGGAGACCGGGCAGGAGCCGUCCAGCGCCCCUCCGCCUCCCCCCAAGGAGUCCUUCUACAUCAAGAACCUGCUCAACGGCGGCCCCCCCAAGGCGCCCCCCAAGCAGCCGCGGGCGCUGUUCGCCCCCUCGGGCAAGGCGGCGGUGGACGGCGCCGGCUUCGCCCUCUCGCAGGUGGGCGACCUCGCCUUUCCCCGCUUCGAGAUCCCGGCGCCGCGCUUCGCCCUGAGCGCGCACUGCCUGGAGCGCGCCCAGACCUGGUGGUACCCCUACGCCCUGACGCCGGCCGGAGCGCACCUGCCCCGCACGGAAGCCGCAGAGAAAUCGCUGCUGAGGGACUCGUCCCCCGCCUCGGGCACCGACCGGGACUCCCCGGAGCCGCUGCUGAAGGCGGAGGGGGAGCAGAAGGAGCUGGACUCCAAAAGCCCCGACGAGAUCGUCCUGGAGGAGAGCGACUCGGAGGAGGCCAAGAAGGAGGGAGGCGCGGAGGACUGGAAGAAGCGGGAGGAGAGCCCCGAGAAGAAGCCGUGCCGCAAGAAGAAGACGCGCACGGUGUUCAGCCGCUCGCAGGUCUUCCAGCUGGAGUCCACCUUCGACAUGAAGCGCUACCUGAGCAGCUCGGAGCGCGCCGGCCUGGCCGCCUCGCUGCACCUGACAGAGACCCAGGUGAAGAUUUGGUUCCAGAACCGCCGCAACAAGUGGAAGCGGCAGCUGGCGGCCGAGCUGGAGGCGGCCAACCUGAGCCACGCGGCCGCGCAGCGCAUCGUGCGCGUCCCCAUCCUCUACCACGAGAACUCGGGCGCGGAGGGGGGCGCGGGGGGCGGCGGAGCCCCCGGCACGCAGCCCCUGCUCACCUUCCCUCACCCCGUCUAUUACUCGCACCCCGUGGUCACCUCCGUGCCGCUGCUGCGGCCCGUGUGAGCCCGGGAGGGGCGCGGAGAGGCGCGCAAGGCACCCGGCCGCCUGUAAGUACUGCAGCCCCCCGUGCGGGGCACCCGGCCGGGGGACACGAGUGCGGGGCUGGGGGGACCCCUCGGCGGGUGGGGCUAGGAGGAAAGUCGCGGAAAUUUAGGAGGAAAACAAAAAAAAAAUUUAAAAAAAGAGAUUAAAAAUGUGGGGGGGAGGGAAACGAAAAUGAGGAGAAUGAAAGUGGGGACUUGUAGAGAACCCUGGAGUUGUCACACCUUUUGUAAACGUGGAUGAAAACCGCGAUGGUCUCUCUCUCUCUCUCUCUGUGGCUUUAGUUUUAUUUUUGUAUAAAAGGAAAAAAAAGAAAGAAAAGGAAAAAAAAAAAAAGAAAAAAGGAAAAAAAUGGGGAAAAAAAGGAUAGUAAUAAAAUAAAACGAAUGGUCCCAGGCCACUCCUCGAGAUUUGCCAAACGCUAACGGGAAGCUGAAUUUCUGUUCCUUUCGGAUCUCUCCUUCUGCCUCCAAGUAAUUGUUCAGGCUCCUGAUCCUGUCAUGACUCAAACUUCAUCGACCACGGCUUUUCAUUUAAGCAGAGCUUUGCCUCUUUGCUUGCCCACGUUUUGUACUUUUCGGUUUCCGCCAUGAGACUUUCACGAGCAAGAAAUACAGCCUCAAAGUGAACGGUUAAAUACACUCGCACGCUUUGAGUGACCCUUAUUUAUUAUCGUUUACUUAGACAUUUUUAAUUCUUGUUUAUAAUUCUUGUUUUCCUAGUUGUCGGGUUGUUUCAGGUUUUUUUUCCUUGUAAAGUUAUUUCGGUAUCUGGGGGGGAAAAAAAAAAUCUGUGCCCUUUUGCUUUCUUUUGUAAUACUAAUUAUUAUUAUUAUUAUUAAUAUUAUUGUACUUUUGAACUGUGCAAUAUUGUACGAUGAUUCUUAAAGCACUGCUUUUAUUUGAAUGGUGAGGAAAGGGUUUUUAGCAUUGUAAAAUUGCGUUUCUUCAUGUUGUGCAAAAUGAAAUAAAAAAGAUUUAAAAGCGAAGGAAAGUGAGAAGAGAGGAGCAGGGCAUGGGAAUUAGCAUCGGCCCGGCUUAUGCGAAUAAAUAAGGGAGAUUCGGUGAGCUGGGCGCUUUAAGUGAAGGACAAUCAACUUUAGGGGAAUUUUAAUUUAUUUGAUAUGAUGUACAGUUUUCUUCUAAAGUCCAUUGAGUAAGUGGAUUUUAAUAGGCAGAAAUCAAGUGAGGAGUGGACACCUCUAGUCUCUCUCUGUCUUAGUGUCUGCUCACCUGUUGUCUGACAAUUGUUUGCUGUCUUCCCAAGGGUUUGGGUUAGUUGGUUUCUUUUCUUUGUUCGAUUUUAAAUUUUGUUUUCCAAUUUCGGUUGUACCCCCUGCCCUCUCGCUUUCUGUUAGGGAUCGGUCCUAUUUUUAAAACAGCCUAUAUUGUUAUAAACUUAAUGUUGUGGUGCAAAAAAAAAAAAAAAUCAAUAAAACCCGUUCCUUAUCAUU